Molecule: messenger RNA, 2207 nt
Organism: Neomonachus schauinslandi (Hawaiian monk seal)
Lineage: Eukaryota; Metazoa; Chordata; Mammalia; Carnivora; Phocidae
Product: zinc finger protein 132
Exons: 3
Coding region: 1-2109 (702 amino acids)
Biological process (GO): negative regulation of transcription by RNA polymerase II
Molecular function (GO): DNA-binding transcription repressor activity, RNA polymerase II-specific
Source: RefSeq, a predicted model, not a curated record
AUGUACAAGCCCAUCUGUUGGCCCCCUGGCUUAGCUGUCUCGUCAUCGCAGAGCCCAGUGACCUUCGAAGAUGUGGCUGUGUAUUUUUCCAAGGAGGAGUGGGGGCUUCUUGAUGAGACUCAGAGACGCCUGUACCACCAUGUGAUGCUGGAGAACUUUGAGCUCAUGACCUCACUUGGUUGUUGGCAUGGAGUGGAAGAUGAGGGGGCCCAUUCCAAGCAGAAUACUUCUGUAGAAGGGAUGUCACAGGUCAGGAUCCCCAGUGCAAAUCCUUCCACCCAGAAGGCUGACACCUGUGAUAUGUGUGGCCCAUUCUUGAAAGACAUUUUGCACCUGAAUGAACAUCAAAGAAUAUAUCCUGAGGAGACCCUCUACACAUGUGGAACAUGUGGAAGAGAAUUUUGGUUCAGUACAAACCUUCACCAGCACCAGAAGGAGCUCAGUGGAGAAAAGCCCUUCAGAUGGGACAAGGACGAGGAUUCAUUUGUGGAAAAUCUUACAAUUCACCUGUCAGAGAAGCUCUUCACUUGUGGGGAAGGUGGUAAGGAUGCCUUGGACAGCGAUGACCUCUUCCAGCACCCAGCCAUUGACAGCAGCAGGAAGCCACAAAGGAGCACAGAGUGCAGGGAGACCUUUUCACACAGCUCUAAUCUUCAGCAGCUCACAAAAGUCCAUACCACACAGAAGCUAUUUAAGUGCAGCAACUGUGGAAAAGCCUUUCAGAAGACCUCCACCCUCCUCAACCACCUGAGAACUCACUCUAAAGAGACAACAUUUAGAUGCCCAACAGUUGGAAAUUCCUUAGAGGAGAAAUCAACCCUUGUUAAUCACCAAAAAAGUCAUGAUCGAGAAACAUGCCAUGUGUGUAAAGCAUGUGGGAAGACCUUCACUCACGCUUCUAAACUGAGGAAGCACCAGAAAUUUCACACUGGAGUAAAAUAUUAUGAGUGCAGUGAUUGUUGGAAAACCUUCAACCACAAACUCACACUUGUUCAUAACCAGAGAAUUCACACAGGAGAAAGGCCUUAUAAGUGCAGUGAAUGUGGGAAAGCCUUUAAUAACAGGUCACAUCUCACUCGGCAUGAGAAAGUUCACACUGGAGAAAGGCCUUUUGAGUGCAGCAAAUGUGGAAGAGCCUUCAGCCAAAGCUCCAAUUUCCUUCGGCACCAGAAAGUUCACACUCAAGUGAGACCUUAUGAGUGCAAUCAGUGUGGUAAAGCCUUCAGCCGCAGCUCUGCCCUCAUUCAGCACUGGAGAGUUCACACUGGAGAAAGGCCUUAUGAGUGCAGUGAGUGUGGAAGAGCUUUUAACAAUAACUCCAACCUUGCUCAGCACCAGAAAGUUCACACUGGAGAACGGCCUUUUGAGUGCAGUGAAUGUGGAAGAGACUUCAGCCAAAGCUCCCACCUCCUUCGACAUCAGAAAGUUCACACUGGAGAACGGCCUUUUGAGUGUACCGAAUGUGGGAAAGCCUUCAGCAAUAGCUCCACCCUCAUUCAGCACCAGAAAGUACAUACUGGGCAAAGGCCUUAUGAAUGCAGUGAAUGUAGAAAGGCUUUCAGCUGCAGCUCCAGCCUGAUUCAGCACUGGAGAAUUCACACCGGGGAAAGGCCUUAUGAGUGCAGUGAAUGUGGGAAAGCCUUUGCACACAGUUCCAGUCUCAUUGAGCACUGGAGAGUUCACACAAGAGAAAGGCCUUAUGAGUGCAGUGAAUGUGGGAAAUUCUUUAGCCAGAACUCCAUUCUCAUUAAACAUCAGAAAGUUCACACUGGAGAAAGACCUUAUGAGUGCACUGAAUGUGGGAAAUUCUUUAGCCGAAAGUCCAGCCUCAUUUAUCACUGGAGAGUUCACACUGGAGAAAGGCCUUAUGAAUGCAGUGAAUGUGGGAGAGCCUUUAGCAAUAACUCUCACCUGGUUCGUCACCAGAGAGUUCACACACAAGAAAGGCCCUAUGAGUGCAGCCAAUGUGGGAAAGCCUUUAGUGAAAGAUCUACACUUGUUCGACACCAGAUAGUUCACACCAGAGAAAGGACUUACGAGUGUGACCACUGUGGGAAAAUCUUCAGCCACCUCUGCAAUCUUGCUCAGCAUAAAAGGAUUCAUACCUGAAUGUAGCCUUACAGAGAUGGUCCUUCUGAGAAGAUCUUCAGUCAAGUCAAACUUCAUGCAGAAUACCCACAGAGAGGUUACCUGCAUGUACCACUAGU